GAGCGAUAGCAGUCAUGCCUUCGCUACGCGCGGCCAUCGCUUGUCUAUGGACAGCAGUCUCAAUAGCUGGCGCUAUACCAACAGCACAUGUUCAUAACAUUCGAGCAGAUAUGUUGGCAGAAUCAACAGCUUCAAUACAGCCCUUCCGCCUUGACCAGGUCCGGCUAGGGGAUGGCUUAUUUCAAGAGAAGCGUGAUCGUAUCAAGUCGUUCUUGCGUGGCUACGAUGAGCGGAGAUUUCUGAUACUAUUCAAUCAACAAGCCGGUCGGCCUAAUCCAGCGGGGAUUGAAGUGCCUGGAGGCUGGGAAGAAGGCGGCCUUCUAAGCGGGCAUUGGACAGGCCAUUUCAUGACUGCUCUAUCCCAAGCAUACGCCGAAUUAGGAGAGAACAUCUUCAAGGCCAAGCUCGAUUGGAUGGUGGCAGAACUGGCCGCUUGCCAGGAUGCAAUUUCUGCUCGCAAAGAGCCAGGCUCGGGCGCGGAUAACUGGACCGCGACACAUUCGGGCUACCUCGGUGCACUCCCGGAAGAUACUGUAUUACGACUUGGUCCACCGCGAUUUGCUGUCUAUGGAAGUGAUCCGAAAGCCAAUACUUGGGCACCUUGGUAUACGCAGCACAAGAUUAUACGGGGCUUGCUAGAUGCCUAUUACAAUACCAACAACACCCAGGCACUCGAGGUUGUGGUAAAGAUGGCUGACUGGGCGCAUCUGGCGUUAACAGUAGGAGACAAGAACCACCCAAACUACAAGGGCAACCUGACAAGGGAUGAUCUGAAUUAUAUGUGGGAUCUCUACAUCGGCGGCGAAUUUGGCGGCGCCAAUGAGGUGUUUGCAGAAAUACACGAGUUGACGGGAGAUGCACGCCACUUGGUUACAGCCAAGGCCUUUGACAAUCGAGAAUCGUUGUUUGGUGCUGCAGUGGCAGAUGAGGACAUUCUGGUGGUAAAGCCAGAGAACAAGCCAGGCAGGCGACGAGCGGUACGCCUACACGCUAAUACCCACGUUCCUCAAUUCCUCGGGUACAUGAGAAUCUACGAACAGAGUGGCGAGCAAGACUACCUGGACGCUGCAAAGAACUUUCAUGGCUGGAUAGUACCGCAUCGCGAGUUCGCCAGCGGCGGAACAGGGGGCACCUUUCCAGGUGCUGAUAGCAAUCCAGAACUCUUCCAAAACCGGGGUAAUAUCGCCAACGCAAUUGCGCAUGAAGGCGCGGAAACGUGUACAACAUAUAACAUGCUCAAGUUGAGCCGAAAUCUGUUCAUACACAAUCAAGAUGCGGCAUACAUGGACAACUACGAACGUGGUUUGUUCAACAUGAUCCCUGGUUCCCGCGCGGACACGUCCGACAACAGCGAUCCGCAGCUGACAUAUUUUCAACCCCUUUCCCCGGGAUCGGUCCGUGAAUUUGGAAACACUGGAACUUGCUGUGGAGGCACAGGGUUGGAGAGCCAUACCAAGUACCAAGAGACUGUGUACUUCCACUCAGCUGACAGUUCUACACUUUGGGUAAACCUGUACGUUCCAUCCACCCUGACCUGGAAGGACAAGGGCUUCACCAUCAAACAAGAGACGGGUUUCCCACGCGAAGACUCGGUCAAGUUCACAGUUGCCGGAGAAGGCCAUUUGGACAUUAAAUUACGUGUGCCCGCCUGGGCACGCAAUGGCUUCAAUGUCACCGUCAAUGGGGAGAGCCCAUCUGGAUUACCAGCUAAACCUGGAACAUACUUUACCCUGAGCCGAGAGUGGAAAACAGGCGAUGUAAUUCAAGUAGAUAUGCCAUUCAGCGUCAGGCUCGAGCGCGCGCUAGAUCGUCCAGAUACUCAAGCUAUCAUGUGGGGACCAAUCCUGCUCCAACUCUUGGGGAAGCCCGAGGGCAAUGGUAGCUUUUGGAAACUGUCGCUCUACCAAUACUUGAAGCUCGAUGGCGACUAUUCACGUGCUGCCAUUGUUUCUGAAAGCAAAACAGCCAAUGACGACCCUAUUUUCACCACGGCCUCGCGCAAAUUGACCGCACGCCCUUACCACAUUAGCGAUGACCAGGCCGUCUCGAGCUACUUCCACCGCGUUGAACCGGAUGUGGUGUUUGGUUCUAUCAACACCUCGGUUCCUAAUCGGAAACGUAACGAUGGGCUUCCGAAAUAUGAUGUGCCAGUUGAGGGCGUUUCGUCGCCUGGUAGUGAUGGGCCGACGUUCCUGGACUUGCUUUGGGACCAGGCGCCAUUUGCUUCACAUGCGGAAUUUGUGAAGGCUGUGACAAGCCUUGCGGAUGAAUUCGUUGGGAAAGGGAUUUAUACCACGAAGGAAAGGGAUGUAAUUGUUGGGAAAGCCGAAGGAGCGGAAGCCGAUUUGGCUGUAUAAGUUGUACACACACAAGCCUCUCCCCUUUAAUAUACCAAUUGAGUAUACAUGACUCGACCGAGAAAAUAGACUGCCUAAGCCGAUGGUCAAGUUUUCAAGGCAUACAUACUUCUUUGGAGAUUUAAAUACGAAAGUCAAUGUUGAAAUGAAUCCGAAAACUUAGUGGAAUUAUUUCGCAUCUGCUUGCAACGAUCGAACCAAGAGUAUCGAGCAGCAAGUUCUAGAAGGUCGCUCUGCAGCUGCCAGCUGAAAGCGACAAAGCUCGGUGUUCCACACUGCUCGAUCGCUACCAAACAGUUGGGGUAAUUAGUAAAUUGAUCGGUCCGGGAAAGCCUAGCUAGGAAGCAGUUCAGAAGUCGUUCGGUUGGCC
Messenger RNA from Aaosphaeria arxii CBS 175.79, 2727 nucleotides. Its product is annotated as DUF1680-domain-containing protein. The record is from RefSeq and is a predicted model, not a curated record. Bases 15 to 2357 code for a protein of 780 amino acids. Gene Ontology annotation, biological process: carbohydrate metabolic process. The transcript is spliced from 2 exons. NCBI's taxonomy places the organism in Eukaryota, Fungi, Ascomycota, Dothideomycetes, Pleosporales.